AUGUCAAAUGUAAAUAUACCUUCCUCCCCAUUUUCGAAAUGGUAUAAUACUCUCCAUACCUGGUGGAGCUCAACACCCACAAUCUCCUACGCGCAGCUCCCCCAAACACCACAAUCGAACCCCCCACCCCCAGCUACAAUGGAAACAGAAACAGCUCGACCACCAAAACCCCACUGGCGCAUAUACUGGUUCGCUCUCGUACUCUGCUCCGGCGGAGCCUUAUUCGGCUAUGACUCGGGGGUAAUUGGCGGUGUCCUAACCUUCAGAACCUUUCAAACCUCCUUCUCAAUCCACCCCUCCAGCAAAACCCACACAAGCGCCAUCGCCGUAGGAAUCCAACAAGCCGGCGCCUUCACCGGCUGUUUCCUAAUCUGGCCAAUAACAAACCACUACGGCCGUCGCGUCGCGAUGGCUCUCUGCUCUGCGAUUUUCACUCUGGGCGUAAUCCUCGAAACCAUCGACUCCCACUCCCUCCCCGUGUUCUAUCUUGGCCGCGUAAUCUGCGGACUAGGCGUCGGCGGGUCCGCAACCGUGAUCCCAAUCUACAUGUCCGAGAUGAGUCCGAAGGAGAUCCGGGGGAGAUUGGGGAGUUGUUAUCAGCUCACAUACACGGUAGGGAUCCUUGUUUCGUAUUGGGUUGAUUAUGGGGUUAAGAUGAUGGGGGAGGGGGUUGGGGCGCGACAGUGGCAGGUUCCUGUUGCUUUGCAGCUUGUGCCGGGGGUUUUGAUGGGGGUUGGGAUGUUGGGAGUGAAAGAGAGUGUGAGGUGGUUGCUUGCAGUGGGGAGGGGGGCGGAGGCGUGGGAGAGUCUUGUUUGGGUGAGGGGUGGGGAGGGGGGGGGGGUUCGAGGGGAGUUUGAGGAUAUGAAACGGGGAGUGGAGGUAGAGAGGGAGGUUACUGAUGGGUUUAGGGUUUGGGAGUUAGUCGAAGGGGGGAAUUUGAAGAGGAUGGGGAUUGCUGGUGGGUUGUUUCUUGCGCAGCAGUCGACGGGAUCGACGGCAUUGGCGUAUUUCGGGCCGCAGUUUUUCGAGCUGCUUGUUGGGGCUGGGAACCGGACACUUUUAUUGACAGGGAUUUUUGGCGCGAUCAAGGUCGUUGCUUGUUUGAUUUUUGUGGUGUUUUUGUCCGAUCGGUUUGGGAGACGACCGCUGUUGGGUGGUGGUGCGGCGUUUAUGGCGGUUUGUAUGAUUGCCACUGCAGCGGUUGUCAAGUCUUACCCCCAGCCUGGAGAUGGGACGGUUACUUCUUCGGGAAUUGCCACGGUUGCCUUGAUAUACCUCGAUAUCAUCGCUUACAACUUCAGUUGGGGUCCAUUGCCGUGGCCGUGUGCGAGUGAGAUCUUCCCGACGCGCAUCCGUGAGCCUGGUGUUGCGUUCGGUGUUGGGUCACAAUGGUUGUUCAAUUUUGUUUGGAGUUUCUCGACACCGUACAUUCAGCAGAGUCUGGGAUGGGGUACAUUCUUGCUCUUUGGAUUGCUGGAUGUGGUGAUUGUGGGCUUUACCUACUUCUGCCUGAAGGAGACGGCUGGCAAGUCUCUCGAGGAGAUUAAUGGGUUGUUUGGUCGAGUUGAUCCGGAUGCUGAGCAUGGGUGGAAGGAUCUAAAUGAUGAUGCUGCAUCGCAUGUACCUGCUGAAAGACAUCAAGAUGCUCAGAUUGAUGCCAAACCACUGCAGUCCAAGCAUCGGACUGCGCAUGUCGAGUCAACCGCUGGACGGCCUUGA
This is a messenger RNA of Penicillium hordei, 1719 nucleotides long. RefSeq names its product sugar porter family MFS transporter. Gene Ontology annotation, molecular function: carbohydrate:proton symporter activity. Gene Ontology annotation, cellular component: membrane. Gene Ontology annotation, biological process: transmembrane transport; carbohydrate transport. NCBI's taxonomy places the organism in Eukaryota, Fungi, Ascomycota, Eurotiomycetes, Eurotiales, Aspergillaceae. Bases 1 to 1719 code for a protein of 572 amino acids. The transcript is spliced from 2 exons. The record is from RefSeq and is a predicted model, not a curated record.